CGGUCUGCAGUUGUGGCCUGUCCUUACAGCUCCUCCCCUUUCCUGGCAUUCCGGUCCUGUCUGCUGUCUCUGGUCAUCUCCUGUACUAUGUCCGCAGUCUCUGGUCAUUUCCUGUACUGUGUCCGCAGUCUCUGGUCAUCCCCUGUACUACGUCCGCAGGCUCUGGUCAUCUCUUGUACUGUGUCCGCAGUCUCUGGUCAUCUCCUGUACUGUGUCCGCAGUCUCUGGUCAUCCCCUGUACUGUGUCCGCAGUCUCUGGUCAUCCCCUGUACUGUGUCUGCAGUCUCUGAUCAUCCCCUGGACUGUGUCCGCAGUCUCUGGUCA
Molecule: messenger RNA, 324 nt
Organism: Staurois parvus
Lineage: Eukaryota; Metazoa; Chordata; Amphibia; Anura; Ranidae
Source: the annotation of a GenBank genome assembly